CCCCGCGCGGCCCGUGACGCGAAGGCCCAGACGGAAGUGCGGGCGGAGGAGCCCGAGCCGGAGCCCGGCCGGGAGCAGGUCUCCAGGGCUCCGGGCUGUGGGGACUGCUGGGCCUGGCAGCGAUGGCGACCCUGUGGGCAGGCCUCCUUCGUCUUGGCUCCAUGCUCAGCCUGUCUUGCCUGGCGCUCUCCGUGCUGCUGCUGGUGCAGCUGUCAGACGCGGCCAAGAAUUUCGAUGAUGUCCGAUGUAAAUGUAUCUGUCCUCCCUAUAAAGAUACUCCUGGGAGUAUUUAUAAUAAGAACAUAUCCCAGAAAGAUUGCGAUUGCCUUCAUGUUGUAGACCCCAUGCCUGUGCGGGGGCCUGACAUAGAAGCAUACUGUCUACGCUGUGAGUGCAAAUAUGAGGAAAGAAGCUCUGUUACGAUCAAGGUUACCAUUAUAAUUUAUCUCUCCAUUUUGGGCCUCUUACUUCUGUACAUGGUGUAUCUUACGCUGGUUGAGCCCAUAUUGAAGAGACGCCUGUUUGGACACUCACAACUGAUACAGAGCGAUGAUGAUGUUGGGGAUCACCAGCCUUUUGCAAAUGCCCACGAUGUGCUGGCCCGCUCCCGCAGUCGAGCCAACGUGCUGAAUAAGGUAGAGUAUGCCCAGCAGCGCUGGAAGCUUCAAGUUCAAGAGCAGCGAAAGUCCGUCUUUGACCGUCAUGUUGUCCUCAGCUAAUUGGGAAUCGAAUUCAAGGUGACUAGAAAGAAAUGAGGCAGACAAUGGGGAAAAACUGACUGUGUUUUCCUGGAUUUUGUUUUACUGCCCUGUUGAUUUCACCAACUCUUGCUGGAAAAUUCAAAACUAGAAACAGAAAGAUGCUUGGUAUUUUCUUUUCUCGUUAGCACAUUAGUGGAGACAUUUGUAAAAGCACACACCUUAAAGUCAGCCAACAAACCUUUCAUAUUAUGAAUUUUACUAAUAAAAAUAAGUCUGCCUGUAAAUUAUCUUGAAGUCCUUUACCUGGAAAAAGCAUUCUUUUUUUUUUUUUUUUUUUUUUACCACAUAGUUUUAACUUGGUUUUCAAGAUAAUUUUCAGGUGGGGUUUUUGUGUGGUGGUUUUGUUUUUGUUUGGCAGGGGAGGGGAGGGAUGCGUGGGAAGUGCUUAACGUAACUUUUCUCAAGCCACUUUACUACACAUACUUUUGUAAAUAGACUUUGCCUUUUAUUUUCAAGUUUCAUUUAUAUUUUGCAGCAUAGCCAGCCUCAUCAAAGCCCUGACUUACCUAUUUGAAUUUUGCACUGACUAUAUUAUCUAGAUAUCUGGUUGGCCUGUGGCUGUACUUCAUGGUCAGUUGAAUCCCAAAUGCCUGGUGGCCCUUCACAAAAUGCAGAUUUUCUUCAUGUACUGUGAUGUCUGAUGCAAUGCAUCCUAGGACAAACUGGCCAUUCGCUAGUUUACACUAAUGACUAAACACAAUCUUGGUGUGUGGUCUUUCUUGUCUUCUUCUAGUAUAUUUAAGGAUGAAUCCUAAGGACUUGGACAGUUGCAAUAAAGAAAUUUUCUUUUAAACCCAAGCCCCCUGGAUUGAUGACAUACACAUGUUUGUCAGCAUCUCCAGUCAGGUCGAGAGGCAGCCGUUGGAGCUCUAGUGUGUAUAGCUUUGAACUGGUUGCCUGCCUCUGAAAGGUAUAACAGUUAUUGGUUAACUGGCUUUUUUUCUUCCUAUGUCCUCUUUGAAUUGUAACAAUAAAAAUAAUUUUUGAAACACC
This is a messenger RNA of Camelus dromedarius (Arabian camel), 1754 nucleotides long. RefSeq names its product TMEM9 domain family member B (gene TMEM9B). Bases 123 to 719 code for a protein of 198 amino acids. Gene Ontology annotation, biological process: positive regulation of canonical NF-kappaB signal transduction. NCBI's taxonomy places the organism in Eukaryota, Metazoa, Chordata, Mammalia, Artiodactyla, Camelidae. The transcript is spliced from 5 exons. The record is from RefSeq and is a predicted model, not a curated record. Gene Ontology annotation, cellular component: lysosomal membrane.